Helobdella robusta is the source of this 531-nucleotide messenger RNA. RefSeq lists its product as hypothetical. The transcript is spliced from 3 exons. The record is from RefSeq and is a predicted model, not a curated record. The coding region runs from base 1 to 531 and encodes 176 amino acids. NCBI's taxonomy places the organism in Eukaryota, Metazoa, Annelida, Clitellata, Rhynchobdellida, Glossiphoniidae.
AUGUAUAUACAGAGAGAGAAAGAGAAAAAGAAAGAGUACGAUAUCAAGAGAAUUGAAAAGCGGAGAAACGUUGAAAUGAACCUCAUUGCAGAAAUCAUUCAGCCAUCAUCAGCUAACAUUGUAAAAGCUUUUCCAAAACUGGAAUCUGAUCUAAAUGUUCAAAAAUUGGGUUUCAUGAAGCUUAUUGUUGACAAUUUCAAAAUAAAAGAACCUUUUAUAAGCGAGAGAAUAGCAGGCACGACAAAACUGUUGGAUCAAUUUGAAAAGGAAAUGAAGAUAUUCGAAGAUUUUAAAGAUUUUUUGAUCAACAUUGAAUCAAGUCCUGUCGGCUCAGCCCAUGUCGAGGUAAAACCAGCAGUUGAAUCGAUUCAGAAUUACCUGAAUUUUCUGGAAAACGAAAAGCUGAAAUUGACGGAAGAUUUUACAUUUGACGAAGCUUCGUUUAAUGGAAACAAACAAACUUACUUCUAUUUGUCAGAUGGUAUGCAGUUGAUUGCCAACGAGGCUCCUACCAUCAAGUCACUCGGAUAA